Messenger RNA from Phasianus colchicus (ring-necked pheasant), 17940 nucleotides. The record is from RefSeq and is a predicted model, not a curated record. NCBI's taxonomy places the organism in Eukaryota, Metazoa, Chordata, Aves, Galliformes, Phasianidae.
GACGCCGGGCUCUGGGUGAGGUGCUGCGGUGCUGAGCUGCUUCCAUUCGGAACUCGGCCGCUUCUGCUGAUCUGCGUUGCUCCAGAUCUGAAGGGCCUGAGGGCGGCUCGUGGCUUUGCCUCCUACAGGUGCCAUCGCAGGGCCUCCUGUGACUGACGGGACGGCCGUCUCAGCGAACAGUGCAGCACAAUCAGCAAAGCCCCGCGAACGGGAGCUUCGACCCGGAUCCCGCAGCGCCCUGCCUGAGUAGUACGGCAGUUUGGGGACUACAUAUCCCAGCAUGUAGCGGGCGCCCGUUCUUCCGGCAGCUCCGCGCCCGGCGGAGAGCUGCAUGCUGGGAGCUGUAGUUUAGCUCGCGUGCGGGGCCGGCCCGCGGCGUCGCUGACGGAUGACGGCACCGGAAGCGGAAGUUGGGAGUGAGGUGCGCGUCCCUCGCGCGCCCCACGUGUCGCGCGGCGGCGGCCGGAGGUCGGGCGUUCCGCCUCCGCAGCCCCACCGGCCCUAGCAUGGCCGACCUGCGCUUUCACCUAGCUGAGCCGCUGCAGCUGGUGGCGCGCAGGAACGAGAAGAGCGGCGCGGAGCUGAGCAGGUUCCUGGGCAAGCAGACUUGGACUCAGCAGGACCGACAGUGCAUCCUUGAUACUCUAGCACUGUUAUUACUGGAUAAAGAAUGCACUCUAUUAAUAGGCCGUCAGCUUCGUCCAGUCUUGCUGGACUUGUUGGAACGAAAUGCAAUUGCCAUUAAAGCUGGUGGCCAAAUCAACCACGAUCGGCAUGAGAGGCUGUGCGUAGCCAUGAGCAAGCUGGUUGGUGACCAUCCUGAUGUUUUGCCAUUUGCUUUAAGAUAUUUUAAGAACACAUCACCAGUUUUCCAGAGGCUUUUCCUGGAGAGCUCAGAUGCAAACACAGUCCGAUAUGGGCGCAGACGAAUGAAGUUACGGGACCUCAUGGAGGCAUCAUAUAGAUUUUUACAAAAGGAACAAUCGAUUUUCCGGGAAUUAUGGGACUGGAGCGUGUGUAUUCCACUCCUAAGGAGUCAUGACACUUUGGUCCGUUGGUAUACGUCAAACUGUCUAGCUCUGGUUACAUGUAUGAACGAUGAACAUAAGUUGUCUUUCAUGAAGAAGAUCUUCAGUCCUGAGGAGCUGACACAUUUCAGACUAAAGCUACUAGAAGAAUCUCAGGUGCAGAAUGUGGAACAAGCCCUUGUUUUGGCCAAUCCAGACUCCUCAUUUUGGCAAAAGGAGAAAGAAGUGCAAUAUAAACAAGGUCAUAUUGUAUCGGGUGACCUAUCUGCAAAUGUAGUAGCUGUAUGUGGUAUUGUGCUGCCUAGACUAAAGCUUGUCUCUGAAGAACAGCAGGAAAAUACCACCAGCCAUUUUGUUUUGGUUGAAUCUGCUUGCACUAAUCUUCAAAACCUUGCUAUUGCUGUAGCAUUUCAGAGUCCUGUUUUAUUGGAGGGACCAAUAGGAUGUGGCAAAACUACUUUAAUUGAAUAUUUAGCAGCUGUUACAGGAAGAACAAAGCCUCCUCAUAUUUUGAAAGUCCAACUGGGGGAUCAAACUGAUAGCAAGACGCUGCUUGGUAUGUAUCGUUGUACAGAUGUCCCAGGGGAGUUUGUUUGGCAGCCUGGAACCUUGACACAAGCUGUUACCAAGGGUCAUUGGAUACUUCUUGAGGAUAUUGAUUAUGCUCCUCUGGAUGUGAUCUCUGUCCUGAUUCCUCUUUUGGAAAAAAAGGAGUUGCUAAUUCCUGGUCGUGGUGACUGCUUGAAAGUAGCACCGGGAUUCCAGUUUUUUGCAACCAGGAGAGUAUUCACUUGUGGCGGAGGUUGGUACAGACAGCAAAGCAGCCAUGCUGCUCUUUUGGACAAGUAUUGGACCAAAAUACAUAUGGAUAACAUGAGCAAAGUAGAACUCAAGGAGAUUCUUCAAAGCAGAUACCCCAACCUUGCUCUUGUAACUGAUCACUUGCUAGACAUCUUCAUUCACCUUACGGGAGAGAAAUAUCAGGCAUCAGAAAACACUGAUUGUGAUUCCAGGCCCAUAUCAGAAGAUGCAUCAGAAUCAAGAUCAGAAAAUAAGAAACCAAACCUGGAAGGACGAGAACUUUCUCUGAGAGACUUAUUGAAUUGGUGCAGCAGAAUUGCUUACAACUUUGACAGUUCUUCCUCAACCACAGCAGUGAAUAUUUUUCAGGAGGCACUGGACUGUUUCACAGCUAUGCUGUCCAACCAAGGAAGCAGACUGAAAAUGGCAAAAGUUAUUGGCAGUAAACUAAAUAUUUCCAAGAAGAAGGUAGAGUUCUUUUGUGAACUCUUCAAACCAGAAAUUUUAGUACGGGAGCAAGAAGUUUCUGUGGGAAGAGUGCAUCUCAUGAAGAAACAAAGCCUGGCUCUUACUGUAAAAAGAACAAAGCAAACAUUUGCUGCCACCCGACCAUCUGCAGUACUGAUUGAGCAGCUUGCAGUUUGUGUUGUCAAAGGAGAGCCUGUGCUCUUGGUUGGUGAAACAGGAACUGGUAAAACCUCAACUGUUCAAUACCUCGCUCAUGUUACAGGGCACCAUCUAAGGGUUGUCAACAUGAACCAACAAAGUGACACCGCGGAUCUGCUAGGGGGUUAUAAACCUGUGGAUAACAAGUUGAUCUGGCUACCUCUGCGAGAGUCUUUUGAAGAACUCUUCUACCAAACAUUUUCUAGAAAGAAAAAUCAGACAUUCCUGGGCCAUAUUCAGACCUGCUACAGGCAGAAACGUUGGCAUGAUCUGCUAAAACUAAUGCAACAUAUUCAUAAAUCUGCUAUUAAUAAAGGAGCAAAAGAAAGUGCAUCUGGCUCACCGUUAAAGGAAAAGUGGGAGGCAUUUGGUCUUAAACUGAAUCACGCUCAUCAACAGAUGAAGAUGACAGAAAAUGCGCUUCUCUUUGCUUUUGUAGAGGGUACUCUGGCACAAGCAGUAAAAAAAGGAGAGUGGAUUUUGUUGGAUGAGAUUAACUUGGCUGCAGCAGAGACGUUAGAGUGUCUGAGUGGUUUAUUGGAAGGAUCAUCUGGGUCAUUGGUGUUACUAGACAGAGGAGACACAGAGCCUCUAGUACGUCACCCUAAUUUUCGCUUGUUUGCAUGCAUGAAUCCAGCUACAGACGUUGGAAAGCGAAAUCUUCCUCCAGGAAUACGAAACAGGUUUACAGAACUUUACGUAGAAGAAUUGAGAAAUGAAGGAGAUUUGCAAAUUCUUAUAAUGGAUUACCUAAGAGGCUUGAAUGUGAGCAAAAAUACAGUACAAGGAAUUGUAAACUUUUAUUUAGCUGUGAGAAAGGAAGCUGAAACAAAGCUGGUAGAUGGAACUGGCCACAGACCUCAUUACAGUCUCCGUACGCUUUGCAGGGCAUUGAGAUUUGCAGCAUCUAAUCCGUGUAGCAGCAUACAACGCUCACUGUAUGAGGGCUUCUGUUUGAGCUUUCUGACACAGCUCGACAGAGUUUCUCACCCAGUGGUUCAAAAGCUAAUUUGCCAGCAUAUAGUCUCUGGCAACAUCAAAAGCCUUCUCAAGCAGCAAAUACCAAAACCCCAAGGAGGAAGAUUUAUACACAUAGAAGGAUACUGGAUUUCUGCUGGGGAUAAGGAACCUACUGUAGAUGAGACUUACGUGUUAACCCCUUCAGUUAAGCUUAAUCUGAAAGAUAUUGUCAGAGUUGUGUCUGCAGGGACUCACCCAGUGUUGAUUCAAGGAGAAACCUCUGUUGGUAAAACCAGUUUAAUUCGCUGGUUGGCUGCUGCUACUGGGAACCACUGUGUAAGGAUCAACAACCAUGAGCAUACUGACAUCCAGGAAUAUAUUGGCUGUUACACAUCAGAUGCCUCUGGGAAGUUGGUAUUUAAGGAAGGCAUCCUCAUAGAUGCAAUGAGAAAGGGUUACUGGAUUGUUCUAGAUGAACUAAACUUGGCUCCCACUGAUGUUCUGGAGGCUCUCAAUCGAUUGCUGGAUGAUAACAGGGAGCUGUUCAUUACUGAGACUCAGGAAGUUGUCAAAGCUGACCCUCGCUUCAUGCUCUUUGCUACACAGAAUCCUCCAGGACUCUAUGGUGGCAGGAAGGUUUUGUCCAGAGCCUUCAGAAAUCGUUUUGUAGAACUGCAUUUUGAUGAACUGCCAAGCACUGAACUGGAAACCAUCCUGCACAAGCGAUGCAGUUUGCCACCUUCUUAUUGCAGCAAGCUUGUCAAAGUCAUGCUAGACCUGCAAUCUUACCGCAGAGGUUCAACAGUUUUUGCUGGAAAGCAUGGGUUCAUUACUUUGCGGGAUCUGUUUCGUUGGGCUGAAAGGUACAGAUUGGCAGAGCAGCUGGAGAAGGAUUAUGACUGGCUUCAGCACUUAGCAAAUGAUGGUUUUAUGCUUCUGGCAGGAAGAGUGAGGAAACAAGAGGAGGUGGAUGUUAUACAGAAAGUCAUUGAAAAGCAUUUCAAAAAACGUAUAUAUCCUGAGUCUCUCUUCUCAGAGGAAAGUGUCAAAAAGCUCCUGGCUAAAUCCUCCACACAGAUGUCAGUGAUGGGCAGAGAUUUUAAACAUAUUGUCUGGACUCAAGGCAUGAGGAGACUUGCAGUUUUGGUGGGAAGAGCCCUGGAGUUUGGUGAACCUGUACUGCUGGUGGGAGAGACUGGAUGUGGUAAAACUACCAUUUGCCAAAUCUUUGCAGCAUUAACAAAUCAAAAGCUAUAUUCAGUGAACUGCCACUUGCAUAUGGAGACUUCAGACUUCCUGGGAGGACUGCGACCAAUCAGACAGAGAUCAAGUGACCAGGAGGAAUAUGAUGGUUCUCGACUCUUUGAGUGGUGUGAUGGACCUCUUGUUUUAGCAAUGAAAGAGGAGGGUUUUUUUCUCCUAGAUGAGAUUUCUCUAGCUGAUGAUUCUGUUCUAGAGAGACUUAACAGUGUGCUUGAAGCUGAGAAGACAUUGGUUCUUGCUGAAAAAGGUGGUCAAGAUGAUGAGGAUAAUGAAGUAGAACUGUUGGUUGCAGGAAAGAAAUUUCGUAUCCUUGCGACUAUGAACCCAGGAGGUGACUUUGGGAAGAAAGAGCUUUCUCCCGCGUUGCGCAACAGAUUCACAGAGAUAUGGUGUCCACAAAGCAAUGGCCGUGAUGACUUAAUACAGAUUGUAAAACAUAAUCUUCACCCAGGAUUGUCUCUGGGUGGAAUAAACCGUCAAGGAGCAGACAUAGCAGAGCUCAUGAUGGACUUUGUUGAAUGGCUGACUAAUCAAGAGUUUGGUCGCCAGUGCAUUCUCAGUGUGCGAGACAUCUUAUCAUGGGUUAAUUUUAUGAAUGUCAUGGCAGAGGAGACCAAUUCUGCCAAGGAACAUAGUCAUCUUCAUAUUUCUCCAGUGAUGUCUUUCAUCCAUGCUGCGUGUUUGGUGUACAUUGAUGGAAUCGGAUCAGGUACAACAUCCUGCUCAGCUGAAACGGCUUUACUAGCUCGUGAAAAAUGCCUAACGUUCCUCUGUGAGAAAAUGAGUCAAUUCCUUGAACUGACUGAUUAUCAGAAGAAUGAGCUGAAGAUUUAUGACAGAACGAAGAAGGAAUUUGUGUGGAUGGACAACUUUAUGGGAAUCCAACCAUUUUUUAUUCCAAGAGGCCCUGUUCUUCAGAGGAGCAGUGUUACGGAUUAUGCUCUCAAUGCUGGGACUACUGCAGUGAAUGCUCAAAGGCUAUUGAGAGCCCUACAGCUUAGCAAACCUAUUUUGUUGGAAGGGUCACCAGGUGUGGGCAAGACCAGUCUAGUUGCUGCCCUGGCAAAGGCCUCAGGAAACUGCCUUGUUCGAAUCAACCUGUCUGAGCAAACGGAUGUGACAGACUUGUUUGGGACAGACUUGCCUGUUGAGGGUGGUAGGGGAGGAGAAUUUGCCUGGCGUGAUGGACCACUAUUGGCUGCAUUAAAGGCUGGACAUUGGAUUGUGUUAGAUGAGUUGAAUCUGGCUUCUCAGUCUGUAUUAGAGGGGCUAAAUGCAUGCUUCGACCACAGAGCAGAGAUUUACGUUCCUGAAUUGGGAAUGAAUUUUCAUGUACAUCAUACAAAGACUAAGAUUUUUGGAUGCCAGAAUCCAUACAGACAAGGAGGUGGAAGAAAGGGUCUGCCCAAGUCCUUUCUUAAUAGAUUUACACAGGUGUAUGUUGAUCCACUAUCAGCAGCAGAUAUGGAGUUUAUUGGGAGCACGCUGUUUCCUGCCAUCGACAAGAGUAUUAUUUCUAAAAUGGUUGCUUUCAAUAACAAGAUCGAUAAAGAGAUAAUGGCUGAAAAAAAGUGGGGACAGAAAGGAGGACCCUGGGAGUUCAACUUACGUGAUCUUUUUCGCUGGUGUCAGCUUAUGCUUGUUGAUCAGUCACCAGGAUGCUAUGAUCCAGGCCAACAUGUAUUUUUGGUAUAUGGAGAAAGAAUGAGAACCAGGGAGGACAAAGAAAUGGUUGUAUCUACAUUUAGAGACAUUUUUGGCCAGGAGGCUUACGUGUAUACAGGAACAAGAGAUUUUCACAUCACUCCAUAUAACAUUCAGAUUGGUUAUUCAGUUCUUUCUCGUGGCAACUAUAUUCCUCGUCCUGGCAGAAAUCUGUCACUUCUACAUCAUUCACUGCAGUCCCUUGAGUCAAUAAUGAAAUGCGUGCACAUGAGCUGGAUGGUAAUCCUGGUGGGCCCUGCAGCUGUUGGCAAAACCAGUCUUGUUGAGCUGCUGGCCCAUCUGACUGGCCAUCGACUGAAAAUCAUGGCAAUGAACAGUGCCAUGGAUACAACUGAACUCUUGGGUGGAUUUGAACAGGUUGAUAUUAAUAGACCGUGGCUGCGACUGUUGGAAAAAGUGGAGAAUGUUGUGAGCUCAUUAGUAAGGGACAGUCUGCUCCUGACAGAAAUUUGUGCAGAUGAUGCUGAACUUGUGCUGCGUGCUUGGAGCAAUUUCAUCCUGAAUUACAAACCUAAGUCUCUGGGUGAAGGAGGAAGAAGUGUUACAGCUGAAUUAGUGAGCAAACUGGAGGGAAUACUUGUACUUACCCAGCGACUGAACAACAAAAUAAGUUCUUACUCAAAGGCAGAGUUUGCUCUUCUGGUAGAAGAGUUCCGUCGUUUAAAGCUGCAGCAGGUCCAAGCUUCUGACUCUAACAGCCUUGGCACUUUUGAGUGGGUGGAUGGGAUGCUGGUUCAGGCCCUGCAGUGUGGUGACUGGUUGUUGAUGGACAACGUUAACUUUUGCAACCCCUCUGUGCUGGACCGUUUGAAUGCUUUACUUGAGCCAGGAGGUGUUCUUACCAUGAGUGAGAGAGGUGUGAUAGAUGGCACAAUUCCUACAAUAGCUCCUCAUCCAAACUUCAGAUUUUUCUUAACCUUGGGAAGAACCCAUUCAAAUCUGAGGGGCUAAUAGGAUUUGUACAGUCAGAUCAUAUUCAGAGGCUACAAAAAUGGAGAUUGUCCCCAGAGUUAAAAGGGUUGACAAUUACUAAAUGUUCUUCUUAUUCUAAACGUUGUGUAUCUUUCAGGUUCUGUAUCAUCUUUGUCACCUUUGCUCCAGGCUGCUGUGUUAAUUGUGCAGCAGAUGCAAAGAGGCCUUGGAUUAGUGAAGUCUUUUUACAGAGCCUGUUGGGAAGUUUAUGGCCGCUCACAACAGUUGCAGAGCAACCAGAAGCUUGUGCUAGAAUUAGUUAUGAAGCACGUUUCUUCUCUGGCUUCUCAUGAGAUCUGGGGUGACUCUCUGCUUGCAAUGGGAUUGUGGCCUGACUCCCUACCUACGGGUCUGUUUACAGCUGAAGACUCGCUUCUUUCAACAGUACGGAGUGAUGGACAGGUCCUAAUAUACUGUUUGAAUAGAUUAAACCUUAAAAACUGCAGGACAUUACCACUGACUCUCCAAGAUCUUCAGAAAAUCAUGCAGUCCACCCAUCCUGAGAAUCUCAGAUUCAAUGCUGUUGAGAUAGAUGCAGACUGGGUGGAUGAAAUGGAAGUUUUCCAGGCUUCAGUGAAGUUAUUCAUAGAAAAGGCAACCAAUCAAGAUUGGACAUUGAGAGUUAAAUGGCUUAAUUUCUUAGCCAAAAGUCUACCACAAGUGCUUGAUCCAGUACGGAUUCAGUUGGAAGCAGGUGCUGUAGCCCUUGGCAGUUUCUAUGCCAGUCCCCUCUCAUCUGGAAUCAGUAACAUGAUCAAGUUGCUUCAGCCUACUAUGACAGAUGAACAUGUGAUGCCUCUGGACCCAAGAUGGAACGUGCAGUUUUUGGAUAUCAUUAGAAAUUCAAUUAACUUUGAUACAGAAACAGAACACACAGAUCAGCUUCUCAUCCUUUUGAAGUCUGUAGCAAACCGGGCAGUAUUGUUUCUUGACCGAGAAAAAAGGAGCUACACUGAAAAGAAUUUAAUUAUCAGCAAGAAGCCAAGAACUAGUGCCUUAAGAAUGUCUCUAGAUUUCCACAAAGAUCCAGGAAGCUACAGUUCUCUUCCUCAUGCAGUUGUGGUCAACCUCGCUGCUUUCUUUGAACUCUGGGAUGUGUUUACACUUCACUGGGUGACAUCUACUCAGGUGGCCUUAAGUGAUGAUGAUAUGCAUGAUAUUUUGUACUGCUUGCUGUGGCGUGAUCGGUUCUGGGCAGUCUCUGACACUCUGACAGUGGAUUCGCCAGGGUUAUCGCUUCUGUCUUUGCACUGGCACUGGGUUAUGAAACAUCUAAUUGACAGAAUUCCUCAGAUGCUUAUUGGAUCAGACCAGCACAAAGUUUCCAAAGAAAUUCAGUCUGUUUCACAGCAACUUCAGAAUUGCUUAGCCAGUCCUGCUGGUACUUCUGCCAACAUGAAGCUUUUACAGAAGUCUCUAGGAAGACCUCUUCCUUUCAAGGAUAAAGUGGGCAUGGAAUGUUUUUCUCUAGUAGAAGUUCUCAGCAAACCACUUAACAUCUUAGAGGCAAGAUUGGUCUUUGGAGAAAGCAGAUGGCAGGAAAAAAUGUGCUGUCUGAAGACUGCUGCCACUGGAUGGAAGAUGAAAAAAGCACUGCUGCAAGCUGAUGGUCUCAUACUUAGAGCUAAUCAUUUAGAAGAUGUUAGCCUUGGCCAACUAAAGAAUUUCUUGAAAGCUGUACAUUCAGAACUGAGAGCUGAAGGACUUAAAUUUAGUCAUACAGAAGAAAGGUUUCCUGAAGAUGCCAUCUCCAACCACUUGGACCCUGCUGCAUUAAUCCAACUCUGCAGUCGGAUUCAGCUGUGGCCUGCAAUGGAGUACAUGGGUGUGCUCUGGCAGUACAAACUAACAGCAGAUUAUGUGGCUAAGGCUUAUGCAAGAAGGGAGAACUUCAGUCAAGAACUAGGCACACGUUCAGAUUUAAUUCAACUUAUAGCUUUUUCUCUGAAGUUGACACCAGCUGCCUCUCACCAGCUGUCUGGACUGUGGCACCUGUUACACCUUCAUGAAAUAUCUCCUGAAGAAAUGUCUGUUCUGUCAUCUCAGCUAGUUAAUGCUGCACUGGCAUGCUUUUGGAGCAGUGCUUUCACCACAGAUCCUGAUUAUUGGUUAACUUGGAGACCAUUACCUGCAACAGAGGAAAAGAUCUCUUCUAAAUCCCAUACGAACACUUCUGUGAAGGGCCCAGGUAUUUUGACCCGAGCAGUUUUCUCAAAGUGCUUCUUUGAAAUUCUAACUAGCAGCAGCAAGACAAGCCAGUGGGAUGUCAGUGGCCUUCCUGUUUUGUCAUCAUCCCAUGUGACACUGGGUGAAUGGAUGGAGAGAGCACACCAACUUCAUGAAGUCAGCACAGCGCUGUGGACCAACCAAGCUGUUGCUUCAAUAACAGACUUUAGAUAUACAGAUUCUAGACUACAAGGAAUAAUGUUAAGCAGACAACUCUCUGCUCUGGUAGAUCUGGUUCCACCAGAUCUUCAAGAGGAAUUUUUGAACUGCUGUGAGAAACUCUUCAUGAAGGAUCUUGUUUCAUAUGAGUGCCUUCUCAAGAUACUUAGAAGCAUCGCUGAUCAGGAGUUGCUUCCCAAAGAAUUCAUUGUUCUCCUGCUCACUUGUUUGGAGCAGUUCUUUGGGGAAGGGCUUAAGGAUUUACCAGAAACAGCUUGGAGAGGAAGCCUCUGGGUGAAUAUUGGUUUGCUGCAGAUCCAGGUGUGGCUUCCACAGACUAGAUUUGAUCCAGCUAUUAAAAGAGAAUACAAGCUCAAGUAUGCCAAAGAAGAGUUACACCAACUGGAGUGUGAAUGGAAAACAAAUGAUUUGUCAUCCCAGCUGCGUACAGGAAAAAGUCUUGAAGACAAAGCACUCUCCAACUACAUUCAUCCCCACCUCAGGCUCUUGCAGGAAAGAAUGCAAAGACUGAAUGAGCAAAUAAGUAGUCUUUCCAGAAAAAAAGCCUUCAGGCCUCCGGCUCCACUCUACAAUGGCUUGUACCAGGAGGCUCACCAAUACAUCAACAGCAUAGCAAAGGUUUCUUCAGUCCAAGAUCUUUUAGCCCGUCUUCUGCAGUUCCUUGGUGGGCAAAGACCUAAAUCACUCCAGGCAAUAAAAAAUCUGUUAAGUGAAGAAGCUUCUUGGCAACAGUCACACCACCACUUCAGAAAACACUUAGCGGACGAGUAUGCUGUAUUCCCUGAUACCAUCAUUCCCAUGCAAGCUGCCAUCUUACAAUUACAACAUGGCAUGCGAUUAGUAGCUUCUGAAGUUUAUGCAGUGCUCAAUAGUUGUGUUUGUCCAGCUGAUCUCACCAACCUCCUUACUUCUUUGUUGUUAUUUCCAUCUGUUGGCCGCUCUUUUCCCACUUACUUCACUCGUGCAGAAAUUUUAUGCUCAGUGAAUUCAGUUGAGGUCCUUCAUGGACUUAAGAAGUUUUCUCUGAAGCACUCUGAAGGAGAAUCUGAGGGAGUACAGAAGUCUUGUCCAACUCUGGAGCAGCUCCUAGUGAAUGCACUAUUGCAUCUUCAGUGCCAUGUACUAUCCAAAGGAGAGAUGGAUCAGAAAUCUCUGCAGCUUUUUAGACAUCUGUGUCAGGCAAUCAUAAAUGAGUGGGAUGAACAGGAACGCCAUGCCCAAGAGCGGGAGGCAAUGGAAAAGAGUUUGUACAGAUUCAGAAGUAAAACUCAUGGGAAAGGACAAAGUGAGGAGGAAGAGGAGGAGGAGGAAUUUAGGAGGAGAUUUCCUUUUCAUGAAAAGGACUUUGAAGAUAUCACAGCUCAGGCAAGUCUAGAAGAAAAAAUGGAAACUGGAGAGCCAUUGGAAGACCAGCUGGAAGUUGAUAGAGCCCUUUUGUCCAAGAGCUCCAUGCAAACUGUAAUGAUGGUUCAUCAACAGUUGUGCUUAAACUUUGCUCGAUCCCUGUGGUAUCAACAGAGUCUGCCUUCUCAUCAAGCUAAACAUUAUCUCAGUGCAUUUGUUUCCUGCUAUCAAACCGGUGCAUGUCUGGUGUCACAGUUCUAUCCUUUAAUUGGUGCCGAAAUGAACAAUAGUCUUUUGGGAAGCCAGCUUCUAGUUAGCACUCUUCUUCACAAUACUUUUUUUGAGGAAAUGACUUCAGAUCUUGUGCUACAGCAAGAUGGCCCAUAUGACUUUUACCAGCAUCCUAAUAUUAAGCAAGUCCGACAGUGCCAACCCUUACUUGAGAACUUUGCUAAAGAAAUAAACAGGUUGCUGCAGGAAUGGCCAGAGCAUCCAGUACUUCUGCAGCUGUUAGUUGUGAUUGACAGAAUCCAGAGCUUUCCACUCUCUAGUCCCCUCUCAAAGUUCCUGAAUGGCUUGGAAAUUCUUCUUGCAAAAGCACAGGACUGGGAGGAAAAUGCUAGUCGAGCUUUGUCCCUGCGGAAACAUCUUGACUUGGUCACACAACUGAUUAUUCAGUGGCGUAGAUUGGAGUUGAAUUGCUGGUCGGUAAGUCUGGAUAAUAUUAUGAAGCAACACGUAGAGAAAUCCACAAAGCACUGGUUCUCACUCUAUCAGAUGAUUGAGAAGUAUGUGCAAGAGCAGACCAAGGCUGACAUGGAAGAAACCGAGCAGAUGAGCCUAAAAAUGCUGGUCGACACACUACAGGCUUUCAUUGAAGGAUCUACACUUGGAGAGUUUCACGCACGACUUCAAGCCUUGCUGGUUUUCCACUGCCAUGUCCUACUGAUGCCUCAGGUAGCAGGAAAGGACAUUCUGUGCAGCAUCCUGUGGAAUCUCUAUAAUUAUUAUAAGCAGUUUUCAGAGUGUGUUGAGAACAGAAUCACUGAACUUCGUCAACCUAUAGAAAAGGAACUUAAGGAAUUUGUGAAAAUUUCAAAGUGGAAUGAUGUCAGCUUCUGGGCUAUUAAACAGUCAGUUGAAAAAACUCGCAGAACUCUCUUUAAAUUCAUGAAGAAGUUCGAAGUUGUUCUGAAUGAGCCAUGUCGGCCUGCUUUGGUGGAAACUGGUAAGGAAGAGCAGCUGGACUGCUUGCACCAGCAGGAGGAAUCUGAGAACAAAGAGGCUAAAGUUCAGAAGCUAAACAACACACUAAGAAAAGUUCUGUCUGCUAGAACAGAUUCUGCCAAGCAGCCACUAACAGAAGAAUGUCAGGAUGUUAUUACAUUUCAUGCAGAUUCUCUUCAGUAUCGCCUGCCUAAACUUACCAAAAAAAUGAAGAAAAUGUGUGUGACAGUUACAGAGAAUAAUUCAUUCUUAAGUCUGCUGGAAAGUCUUGACCAGUUCACAGGUGAUAUCAUUGGUUCUGUAGUUGAACUGCAGAAUUUAACAUUUGAUCAGACAGCAGAUAAGGAGAAGCAGAAGUCAGAGGCCAAGCAUAUUCAGAUGCAAAAACAACGGGCUUUGUCAGAUCUCUUUAAAAGCCUUGCUAAAACAGGCUUGUCGUACCGAAAAGGUCUUUCUUGGUCCCGUUCAAAAGGCUAUCAUGAAAUACUCUGUGUACAUCCACUGGACUUACGUAAUGCAUUAGCUGUAGUCAGUGAUAUAUGUGAGCUGGAUGCCACGUUUGUGGCAGAGAUUUCCUCUGCCUGGGAUGGAUGCCAGAAGUACUUCUAUCGCUCACUUGCACGCCACUCUCGACUUCAGACAGCAUUGUUGGCCCCUGCCAAGGAUAUUGGACUAGGUAGUGUUGAGAGAUGCAAAGGAUUUACUGCACACCUCCUACAGUUGCUUGUCAGACAGAGACAAUCUCUUACUGCUUUGACGGAGCAGUGGAUCUUACUAAGGAACCUCUUGAGUUGCAUCCAGGAGAUAGAAAAGAGAUUGGGUGCUGACAAAGAAUAUAAUGUAGCAUUACCUCCUCAACAUAGUUUUCAACAGUGGACUGACAAACUGCAGCAACUUUCCAUGCAGUGUGUGAUGGUUCUCGAGGAGCUGUCUUGGUUUAUACAGUGCUGCCCAACAGAAGAGCUAAUGAAGUGCAGUGACAGUGAAAGGACAGAUGUCAAAGGAAAUGUUUUUCUGAGUUCAGGACCUGAAGAGAUGCUGGGAAAUGUUGUCACAGGAAUACAUGACCGGAUUCCCUCAGAACUUAAAUAUCUGUCUCCAGUAACAAGUGAGCAACUGCCUCCUGGAUGCAGGAUGAGAAAUAAGGAUCAGUUGUGGCUGCAGCUGUCUGCACAAUUAGCAACAAUGCUGGCACGUAUGAAGACAAUGAAAACAGAAGUGGACAAAAUAAGACAACAGCCGCGUGAGACCUUGUUUUAUUCCUGGAGAGAUUUUGAAGUUUGCACAUCAGCUAUGAGUUGUCUGCUGGAAAUGUCAGCUCAGAUACGAGGUGUAGAGUCCCUCUUUCACCUGGAUGAGGAAGAGGGGCCAGCUGCAGAUCAGAUGGCUGUAAUCAAGAGCCUGAAGUAUAUACAAGAGGAAAUUAAUAGUACAUCUACAGACUUCACAGUUUGGAGAAAGCAACUUCUUGCUUCCACAUCAAACUGUAGCGGAAAUAAAGAGUCUGAUGAAGAAUUUGUGGAGCGCUUCUCAGCUCAAGUGGAAACAGUUAUUCAUGGUGUUCUGUAUGCCAUCCAGUGUUUGGUAGAGAGAAAACAGAAAGGUGGAGAAGAGGAAGAAAAACCUCCAGAGGAAACCGAUGAUACAGCUUCAUUGGAUAUGAUUAAAGCAGGACAUUUAACUAAACUUUUGGAUGAAGAUAUUUCUGCUGAUGUGGAAUCUUUGCAUGUACAGAAAGUAAUUUCAGCAGUUUCAGAGCUGAUGGAGAGCCUGAAAUCUUAUGGAGAAGAUUGCACCUCAGAUAAACAUAAGUUCUUCAACCAGUCCUGCUAUUUACUGGUGCGUGUAAAGCCCAUGCUCUGCAAGUUUUUAGACCUGAUCCUGUUCUACCUCACUAUUUCACUGUCAUCUCACCGGAGUACUGGAAAACUGCUUUCUGUUCUAACUAGUAUUUUCACAGAGCUUGCCCAAAAGGGGUUUUGUCUGCCGAAAGAAUUACUUGAAGAUGAAGCUGGAGAGGGAGCAACACAGUUUCAUGAUUAUGAGGAAGGUGGUAUUGGAGAUGGGGAAGGCAAGAAGGAUGUGAGCGACAAAAUAGAAAGCGAAGAUCAGAUAGAAGACAGUUUUAAAAAGGGUGAGGAGAAGGAGAAAGAGGAUCAAGAUUCUAAGCCAGAUAUUGAAGGAGAAGACAAUGCAAUUGAAAUGUCAGAAGACUUUGAAGGAAAAAUGCAUGAUGGAGAACAGGAGAAAAAAGAAAAUGAUGAAAAAUCCGAUGAAGAGGAAGAGCUGGAUAAGCAGAUGGGAGAUCUUGAUAAUGCUGAAGCUGACAAUAAACUGGAUGAGAGGCUUUGGGGGGAUGAAGAUGAUGAUGAUGAUGAUGAAGAUGCCAGUAGUAAAGCAGAAGAAACUGGGCCAGGGAUGGAUGAGGAAGAUUCAGAGCUUGUUGCAAAAGAUGACAAUUUGGGUACAGGAAACAAAGAUAAUAAAAAACAGCCUCCCAAGGAUGAAGAAACAGAGAAUCAAACAGAAGACAAUGAAAACAAAGAGAAAAUCCAUGAGCAAAUUGAUGAGAGAGAGUAUGAUGAGAACGAAGUAGAUCCUUAUCAUGGCCAGCAGGAAAAGCAGCCUGAAGUUGAACCUUUAGACCUUCCCGAUAACUUGAACCUGGAGGAUGAUGAGAAGAGUGAUGAAGAGAAAGAGGGUGAAGAAGAAGAAGAGAAUGCUUUUGAAAUAGAUGACAAACCUGUUGAUUUAAAUGAGGCAGAGAAUACGGAAGGUCAGAAUGAAGAGAAUAGUAGUGAGGCAGAAGGAGGCGAUCAAGAUGUAGAACCUGCUGAAGAAGGCAUUACUGAAGAAAAAGAGGAAAAGGAAGAUGAAGGGGAGAAAGAUACUGAUGAUCAAGAAGAAGAAAAUACUGGGAACACUGAGGAGGCAGAAGAGGAAGAAUCACAACCAUCUAAUGAGGAAAAAAAUGAAUCUGCUGAAGAGGAGAAAGAGAAGGGAAUCCCUGCUGCUGACCAAGGCCUUCAACCUCAGCAAGAGGAGGAUAAAGAUAACGCAGAGAUGGAUGAGCAGGUCCCUGAGUCUGAGGAGAGAAUGGAGCAUGAAACACAAGGGCAGACUGGGCAAGAAAACCUGCAGAGUGACAGUGCUGUAGAGUUAGCUGGAGAGGCUUCAGAAAGAGACCAGUCCAAAGAGGAAUAUGGAAGUGGAGCUGCGAGUGCAAAUCAAUCAGAAGGCCAUGAAUCCACACGCAUGGCCCGAAUGGCUUCUGAAAAGCAAAGCAGGAAGAAUACACAGAGUUUCAAGAGGAAACCUGGUCAGGCAGACAAUGAACGCUCCAUGGGAGAUCACAACGAGCGCAUCCACAAGCGACUGAGAACCAUUGAAUCCAGCAGUGAAGCAAAGCAGAAUACAACUCAGUCUAAACAAAACGUGGAGGAGGCUGAUGCGUUUGAACACAUUAAACAAAGUUCUGAAUGCUAUGAUGCACAGACCUAUGACGUAGCUAGCAAGGAACAGGAGAAACCUAUUAUGCCUCUCGAAGAAAAUGAAGAGGGAGAUCCUGAAGAUACAGCUAUGGAAACAGAAAUGCAGGAGGAGGAUCUCCAAGCAGUGGACAUAGAGGAGCUGAAGCCAGAAACAAAGUCAACUGCCACUAAAAGUUCUGGACCAGGUGAAGAGGAGUCAGAAACCCCAAUUUUAGACUCUGACAAUGCCAAGGACUCUACAAGAGAAAAGUUACCACAGGUGACUGAAGAGAAGCCAGAGAGAAGCAAGGACUCUACAAUCCAUACAGCCCAUCAGUUUCUGCUGGAUGCUUCCCAGCAUGUUGUUAGAGAUCCGGAAGAGUUGAGAAAGGAGCUUGAAAGGCAGUUGGAAGCUUGGCAAACACAGCAGUCUGGAAGUCCAGAGGAGGAGAAGGAAGCAGCACAGUUGUGGCAGAGGUAUUUAGUCCUGACAGCUCCUCUGUCACAGCAGCUUUGUGAACAGCUACGACUCAUACUGGAACCCACUCAGGCAGCCAAGCUGAAAGGAGACUACAGAACAGGGAAAAGACUGAACAUGCGCAAAGUGAUCCCAUACAUUGCCAGUCAGUUCCGAAAAGAUAAGAUCUGGUUGCGAAGAACCAAGCCUAGUAAACGACAGUACCAGAUUUGCUUGGCUAUUGAUGAUUCCUCUAGUAUGAUAGACAAUCACUCCAAGCAGCUUGCAUAUGAAUCCCUGGCAGUCAUUGGGAAUGCACUGACUCUUCUAGAAGUGGGACAAAUUGCUGUGUGUAGCUUUGGAGAAACUGUUCAGCUGCUGCACCCCUUCCAUGAACAGUUCAGUGACCAGUCAGGAACACGGAUACUGCGCCUUUGCAAAUUUCAGCAGAAGAAAACAAAAAUAGCUCAGUUUCUAGAAUCAUCAGCGAGUAUGUUUGCUGCAGCACAGCAGCUGUCUCAAAAUAUGAAUCCAGAAACUGCACAGCUGCUUUUGAUCGUCUCUGAUGGAAGAGGCCUUUUCUUGGAAGGCAAGGAACGAGUGACAGCAGCAGUCCAAGCAGCUCAGAGUGCCAACAUCUUCGUUAUUUUCGUAGUGUUGGACAAUCCUAACUCCCGGGAUUCCAUCCUGGACAUUAAAGUACCUAUAUUCAGAGGACCUGGAGAAUUGCCCGAAAUCAGAUCUUACAUGGAAGAAUUUCCGUUCCCAUUCUACAUGAUCCUUAGAGAUGUGAACGCUCUUCCAGAAACUCUCAGUGAUGCCCUCAGGCAGUGGUUUGAACUGGUGACUGCCUCAGACACCUUGUAGACAAAGCAAGAACCUUACUGCUGCUAAACUGCUGAAAUACAUGGAACUGCAUUUCAUUGGAGGGUUCCUAGGAAUCUCUUCGGACAGGAUUAAGGCUGCCCUCUGGCAGUCAGCCUAAGAACAGAAUGGUCCAGGUGUAUUCUCCCACAUUUGUCAGAGAUUACUCAGUGGUGAGACUGUGCUUCUUUCAUUGGUUAUUUCCUAAAUAAUGUAAAACUUUCUCCAAUUUCUUUUGUAAUAAUUUAAUACUUAAAAGAAAAACUGUAUUUGCAAUGUUCACAGGGGUAAAAUAAUUCCUACCAGUAUCUGUUGCAAUAAAUACCAGUCUUGCUUCUUGGAAGGCAUUUCUGUAUGAGAAGUACUUGAGCUGUCUCACAAAAAGGGCUCUUCAGCUUCACCGGGGAGGCUCUUUGGGAGGCAGGCAGGAGGAAUGGGGAAAGCUGGUGGUUUUAAACAACCAAAAAAAAAAAAAAAAAAAAGUACUUGAAUACUCGAAAAUGUUCUGCAGUUAAAACAAAUCCUGUGUAGCUGUAGCUGAUUUUUGUCUUCCUAAUAGCAACGGGGAGCUCUGUGGAUAAAGCCAUGUGGUGAUCCCUGCGCUACCAGGUGACACUGUGAAGUCUGCCCGUGUCCAAGGCAGACAUUGAGGGCGUUUUCAUUAAUCAGAUGUCUUUAAGCACAGACAUGGUUUUUGUUGCAGAAGCUAUGCAUCUUAUAUAGUCUGUACUAAUAAAAAGGUACCACUUUGUAGUCA